AUGAUUCGCUGUUCCUUGACUCUCGCCUUGUGCGUGGUGUUCCUGUCUGAGGUAUCCAGCCUGCCCUCAUCUCAUCCGUUUCUAGAUUCGUUUGAAGAUGGCCUUGACAGUAACACUGACCGUGUAAAGGAGAAUGAGGAUCAACCUGCCCAGAGCAUUGAAGACAGUGCAAGUGUUGCAGGAAACCAGCUGGCUAUGAAGAAUUCAGGCAAACGAUCGCCUUCGGAGACAGCGCCCAUCUCCGUUGAGUGCUGCCAAGACUCCGAGCAUCGACUUCUCAUUUACCGGUUCGAAGCAACUGCUAUGAACCAUCACGACGCUCUCAAGAACUGUCAGCGCAAUGGCGGAGAACUGGCAACGCCACUCAACAUGAAGGAAUUCAUUGUCCUGGAGGCCUUCGUUCGUCCCCUUCUGGGGAACACUUUUGGCUUUGUUGGAUACAAUGAUUUUGAGCAGGAAGGCACGUUUGUCGACAACACCGGACAUCCCGCGGUGAUCAACAACUAUUUACCCCACGAGCCAAACAACCAAGGCGACGAAGAUUGUGUAGAGAUGCAAGGAUCCAGUGGAAAAUUUAACGAUGAAAGAUGCUCCUCUGUACGCCAAUCUAUCUGUGAGUUCAGAAUCCCUGAACAUUUGAACUAG
Messenger RNA from Sycon ciliatum, 645 nucleotides. Its product is annotated as tetranectin-like protein. Lineage: Eukaryota; Metazoa; Porifera; Calcarea; Leucosolenida; Sycettidae. Bases 1 to 645 code for a protein of 214 amino acids. The transcript has a single exon. The record is from RefSeq and is a predicted model, not a curated record.